Molecule: messenger RNA, 1119 nt
Organism: Plasmopara halstedii
Lineage: Eukaryota; Oomycota; Peronosporomycetes; Peronosporales; Peronosporaceae
Exons: 1
Coding region: 1-1119 (372 amino acids)
Cellular component (GO): cytoplasm
Molecular function (GO): cysteine synthase activity
Source: RefSeq, a predicted model, not a curated record
AUGGUGUCUAGAUCAAGUUCGUAUCUCGCGACAAACUCGGUUGAUCUUUUGGCAUCUGUUGGUAGCACACCACUGUUAAAGCUCGCGACAUUGUCCAAGCUCACUGGAUGCAAAAUUCUAGCAAAGGCCGAAUACACAAACCCCAGCGGUAGUAUCAAAGAUCGAGUGGCUAAGUCGUUGAUUCUUGACGCCGAAAAACGCGGUCUACUCCAACCCGGAGGAACUAUUAUCGAAGCUACUGGAGGCAGCACGGGUGUGUCACUUGCGCUACUCGGAGCAUCACGAGGCUACAAGACGCUGCUUACUAUGCCAGAUAAUACAGCGCAGGAAAAAAUACAAAUGAUGAAGGCUAUGGGUGCUCACGUGCAUGUUUUACCCACAACGUCCUUGGCGGACAAAAAAAAUCAUUUUUUUCACGUUGCUCGCCAUCUAGCAGAAAUUACACCGAACGCACACUUUCCUAAUCAGUUUGAUAAUACUGCCAAUAUGCAGGCGCAUUAUAACGGAACGGCGCCAGAGAUAUGGCACCAGGUAAAUGGGGAGAUUGACGGAUUCGUGACGUCUGCGGGAACAUCAGGAACUAUUGCCGGCAUAUCGCGUUUUUUGAAGGAACAAAAGCCGAAUGUCAAGAUCUGGCUUAUUGACCCAAAAGAGACGGCAGCUAUGGCGGUAUUUAUCAAUAAUAGUAGAUUGACAAGCUCAUUUAAGAAUGGUCUAGAAAUUGCGCCAAUGGCGCAGGGUGUCACGAUCGCUGAGGGUGUAGCAGCAAUGGCACGAGUGACUCAAAAUUUGCGUGAGUCGAUCGUUGACAAGGGAAUCAUUGCUACAAACCAGGAGAUCGUGAACAUGUCUUACUUUUUGCUUCGCAAUGAUGGCAUCUUUGUUGGUCCAAGUAGUGCACUUAAUGUGCUCGGAGCAGUGAAGAUGGCUAUGGAACUUGGCCCGGGACACACUAUCGUGACAAUUCUUGCUGACGGUGGUGUGCGCUAUGGCAGCAAAUUGUACAACGAAAAUUGGCUUAAGGACAACAGCUUAGUGCCCCAAGAGGCCGCAAUCCAGAAGGGUGCUACAUCGCUCAAGUUUGUCGGUGCACUCACCUUUCCUAUUUCAGUAUCAUAG